AUGGCCCAAUCCUCAGUUCCUGCCUCCGUGGCGGAGUCCGUCCUCCAGAGCUCCCAACCCGUUCCGGAAGGAUCUCAUGAAGUGAGCGGAGUGGACUUUGAUAAGUUCCAGGGCCGGGAUAUCACAGUGGCAGAGAUGGUGGACAACCUGGCCUAUACAGGGUUCCAGGGUAGUGCCGUUUCCGAGGCGGCCCGCAUCAUCAACGAGAUGCGCGCCUUCCGUGACCCCGAAACUGGAGAUAAGACUACCAUCUUCCUCGGCUUUACUUCCAAUCUGAUCUCUUCCGGUCUUCGUGAUACCCUGCGUUAUCUGGUGAAACACAAGCAUGUGUCGGCAAUCGUGACCACUGCGGGUGGCGUUGAGGAGGACCUGAUCAAAUGUCUCGCACCGACGUAUCUCGGAUCAUUCACUACACCGGGUGCUGGACUGCGUGCCAAAGGUCUCAACCGCAUUGGCAAUCUGCUCGUUCCCAACAACAACUACUGUGCCUUCGAGGACUGGGUGGUCCCUAUUCUAGACAAGAUGUUGGAGGAGCAGGAGGCAGCCAAGGUCAAAGCCCGUGAAACUGGCGACGAGGAAGAUGAGCUCCACUGGACCCCAAGUCGCAUCACCGAGCGGCUCGGUCAUGAGAUCAACCACGAGGAUUCAGUUCUCUACUGGGCCGCCCGGAAUGGAAUCCCCGUGUUCUGUCCUGCCCUGACAGAUGGAUCCUUGGGUGAUAUGCUUUACUUCCACACCUUCAAGUCUUCUCCACAGCGACUCCGGGUUGAUAUUGUGGAUGAUGUUCGCCGUAUUAACACCAUGGCCGUACGGGCCACACGCGCUGGUAUGAUCAUUCUCGGAGGCGGUGUUGUCAAGCAUCACAUUGCCAAUGCAUGCCUGAUGCGUAACGGGGCCGAACAUGCAGUAUAUGUAAACACCGCCCAGGAGUUCGACGGUAGCGAUGCGGGCGCACGGCCGGAUGAAGCGGUGAGCUGGGGCAAGAUAAAGGCGGACGCCAAAUCCGUCAAGGUAUACGCCGAGGCCACUGCAGUGUUCCCCAUGAUUGUAGCCGCUUCAUUCGCUCGUGCGGAAUCCCAGAACUGA
Molecule: messenger RNA, 1086 nt
Organism: Penicillium antarcticum
Lineage: Eukaryota; Fungi; Ascomycota; Eurotiomycetes; Eurotiales; Aspergillaceae
Product: deoxyhypusine synthase
Exons: 3
Coding region: 1-1086 (361 amino acids)
Biological process (GO): peptidyl-hypusine biosynthetic process
Cellular component (GO): cytoplasm
Molecular function (GO): deoxyhypusine synthase activity
Source: RefSeq, a predicted model, not a curated record